Molecule: messenger RNA, 1356 nt
Organism: Chaetomium globosum CBS 148.51
Lineage: Eukaryota; Fungi; Ascomycota; Sordariomycetes; Sordariales; Chaetomiaceae
Exons: 5
Coding region: 1-1356 (451 amino acids)
Molecular function (GO): CoA-ligase activity
Source: RefSeq, a predicted model, not a curated record
AUGGUGUUCUCGAGCCCGGCGUGGGUGCCAGAUAUCCCAUGGCUGAUCCCAGACUCGAUUCCCCUAGGCCAGUUCAGUCUCGCAGGGGUGAACGACGGCUCUGACAAAGGUGAUUCCGAUGUAUUGCUGGUCGACGGCCUUUCAGGCAAGUCAUAUUCUCGAGCGGACUUGCACCAGAGAGUCGAGUGUGUGGCCGGGGGCCUGGCCAAGGAGUUCGGGUGGUCCCCUGAUGAGGGUUCGCCUUGGGACAAGGUGGUGGCCAUUUACAGCCUCAACACGAUUGACCUCUUUGCACUCAGUUGGGCCAUCCACCGUCUCAAUGGCAUCUGCUUGUUGCUUCAACCAACCAGUUCCGUGAAUGAGAUAGUGACACACAUGAGGUCGGCCAAGUGCGGAGCCAUCUUCACCUGCCAAACGCUCAUAUCCGCAUCGGUUGAGGCUGCGAAUUGCUUGUCCAUCCCCCAGACGAAGAUAUUCACACUCCCAUUGCCGGAUGGAUUUCUUAGAAACCCCGAGCCUACCGGCAACUUCAAGAGCCUGGAGGACCUGGCUGCCAUAGGUGCCCAGACGGGGCCACCUCCGCCGUUGGUUUGGGAGAAGGGUCAAGCCAAGGACCAGGUGGCAUAUUUGUGCGCGACAAGCGGUACUUCGGGGCGACAGCUGAUGCUGCAGUCAGUUCAGCGGUACCGCAUCGAAAGGCUCUGUCUGGUACGAUUGACCGAGAGUGUCUUCACCGCAACCUUGACCGGUGCGCACGAUACAUGGGCUGGUUCAUCGGGCUCUCUCGUGCCCUUGACGAAAGCUCGCCUCGUCGGCCCUGACGGGAAAGAAAUUGAGUCACUCAACGAAGCGGGAGAGAUUUUUCUCUCGUCCCCCAACCUCUUCAAGGGAUAUCUUGGUAACGAAGAGGCGACUAAGGAGUCCUUCGACGAGAGCGGCUGGUUGCGGACUGGCGACAUUGGCAUGUUCAAGAAGAGCCCCAAUGGUGCCGAGCACCUUUUUAUCCUGGAUCGGAUUAAGGAGAUGAUUAAGGUCAAGGGGCUUCAAGUGGCUCCCAUCGAGAUCGAGCUCGUGUUGCGGGAGCACCCGGCCGUUGCUGACGUGGCCGUGAUUGGCGUGCGCGACGAAAGCGCUGGGGAGCGGGCCAAAGCCUUCGUGGUACGCUCGCAGUCGGGGAAAGACGACUACGACGAAGACGAUCUCAUGGACAUGCUUGACGAUUACGUGCAGGAGCGGUUGGACGAGACUCACUGGUUGCAUGACCGUAUUGUGUUUGUGGAAGCACUCCCCAAAAGCGCGAGUGGCAAGGUGCUAAAAAGGGAGCUAAGGGCUCUACCCCUUGUGGCUGCAGUGUGA